CUGACUGAGGCGUGACGCAUUCACUUCCUGCUCGCGCAGGUAUCUCUCGGUAUCGGACACACCUGAAGCUCCGGAUCUGCCGCAGUUUUACUUGGAAUCAACGACACAUUUCUAUCGAAACUAUAGUUUAAACGACGCUUUUACAUGAGGAAUUACACUGUUUUGUAGGGGACGGACGCUUAAAGUGCUGUUUAAUCGAUUGGUUUUGAAUCAUUUGUAAAGGGAUUUGACUGGAGGCUUCAUUCUUUUGGAGAAUGACUCCGGCUCGACUCUGGUUCUUUGGGACCGCCGUGGUUCUGGUCAUCGUUCUCCUUGUGGCUCCAUCAGAGGCUCAGGAUGAAGGGAAACCCUGUAUGGAAAAAUUCAGUCUUGGCAAAGAGGAUUUCGUGUUGAACACGGAUGAAUCUGUGAAGGAAGGAGCCACGUUCCUGGGUUCUCCUCGGGUGUCUCGGGCUGAAGACUGUGUUCUGGCCUGCUGUAAUGAUCCGAACUGCAAUCUGGCUCUGAUGGAACACGGACAAGAUCCCAAAAGCAUCAGCUUGUGCUACAUCUUCAACUGUCUGUACAAACAGAAGAAAGUCUGUCGCUUUGUGAGGAAGAAGGGCUUCAACAACUACCUUCUGAAGUCUGUUUUCAAAGAUUACCUCGAGCAGAAGGUUUCAGAUUACAUUGAGCAACAGGUGCCAGACGUGGAGGACAAACCUCCGAUUGCAUUGGCCGGGCAGGACAGGGUCGUUCAGCCGCGUGAAGAUGUGACGCUGAACGGCAUUGAGAGCAAAGACGAUAAAAAGAUUGUGAAGUGGGAGUGGGAGCAGGUGUCUGGAGACCCGUCGGCUGUUAUGACGAAAGGGCAUUUUGAGGAUGCAGUGACCGUCUCCAAUCUUUCUCCGGGGAUGUAUAAGUUCAGACUCACGGUCACAGAUGAUGCAGGACAGACGGGCUCGACCGAGGUGUCGGUUUUGGUCCUGACGCCAGAACAGUCACUCCAUCACUGUCUGGUGCCGAAGAAGGAGGGUCCGUGUCGAGGCUCUUUUCCACGUUGGCACUACAACGCCGUCACCGAGAAAUGUGAGGAGUUCAAGUUUGGAGGCUGCAAACCAAACCGCAAUAACUACCUGGCGCUCAACGAAUGCCAGAACGCUUGCGACAAAGUUUCAGUUUCUUCUGGUCCUCCAUCUGGAAGAUUAGGUCCGAUCCAGAAUCCUGAUGAGCAGUGUGGCACGCCGUGUGGUCCGGAUCACUUCUCCUGUUCUAAUGGAUGUUGCAUCGGAAAAGAUUUCGAAUGUGACGGAGAAACGCAGUGCAGCGACGGUUCGGACGAGGCCGAGUGCGACAGAUUGAACAAAAAGUUCAGUCGAUUGCUGGAGAUUCCUGUGGACAAAUCCAAAGCUCAUUGCGUGGAGCCGCCGGUAACGGGACCUUGUCGCGCAAGUUUCACCUACUGGUACUACAAUCCGUAUGAAAUGCGCUGUAACCGGUUUAACUACGGUGGCUGUGAUGGAAAUUUGAACCGCUUUGAAAAAGAGGAAGAGUGCAUUAGGACGUGCAAUUCAGUGACUGAGGCUGACGUGUUUGCCAGACGUGCACAGUUUGAGAAACAAGAAGGCAAGGACAAUACAGCUGCUAUUGUAUUCGCAGUCGUCCUGGGCUUCGCCAUCGCCAUCCUGCUGGUUGUCAUCACAUGCUGCCUCGUGAAGGGAAAGAAGAAGCGUCGGAACAAGCAUCAGCCAGUGGCUGUUAACGGCGUUCACACCUAUGUGGAUUCAGAGAAACUCGUCUACAACAGCACAACCAAACCCAUCUGAACUCAGCCGGGGUGUGACGUGAAAAUGAUUUUGUAUAUGCAGUAAUUAUUUUAUUUCUUCACUUGGGUUUGUUUUGAGCAGACAGGCUGGUAACUGUGUUUGGUUUAGUUUGAAAACUUUUAUUACCAGAAUAUUUUCAGAAUAAUAUGAGAUUGAUCUACUUCUGUCCUUUUGCUUUGUUGGAUUUCACUCAGGGGUAAAUGUGCAUGUACUAAAGCCAGUUUUUAAAAUCCAGACCACACAAAAUAAAUCAUUUUUGAGCCAUUUGCUUUUAGUUUGCAGUGCGAUUAGUACAGUUAGUUUGAAGACUGGAAGGUUUUUUGUGUGUGUCUCUCAGAAAUGCUGCCUCUCAACUGUUUAUCUUAAAUCAAUGUAAACUUUUCCUUAUUACUUAGAAAUUCGUUACAUAUUUUAGAAUGUUUGAGAUCUGAGAUAUUGAUCUGUGGCUCUUUGUUUUGUUUUUUUGUAUCCAUGAGCCACACGUUUUUUUUUUUUUAUUGCUUUUUUUUUUUUAGUAAACUGAUAUUUUGGAUGCAGGAAUUACAAAUAUAUGGUGAAAAAUACAUAACCCCACAAUACAGAUAUGUACAUAGAUUUUUUUAAUGUGUUAUCUAUACUGAUCUUGGAAAGUCUCAAUAAAACUAAUAUGUACAGAC
Messenger RNA from Megalobrama amblycephala (Wuchang bream), 2461 nucleotides. RefSeq names its product serine peptidase inhibitor, Kunitz type 1 a (gene spint1a). The coding region runs from base 255 to 1805 and encodes 516 amino acids. Gene Ontology annotation, molecular function: serine-type endopeptidase inhibitor activity; protein binding. The record is from RefSeq and is a predicted model, not a curated record. The transcript is spliced from 12 exons. Lineage: Eukaryota; Metazoa; Chordata; Actinopteri; Cypriniformes; Xenocyprididae.